AUGGCACAGACGGCGGAAGAGAUCGGGGCUGAGAUCCUUAUUGUGUCUGAGCCGGCCACCCCCUAUGGCCACGAGGACCGGUGGUGCUUCAGCACGGAUCACAAGGCUGCCGUAGGAACAUCACUGCGCUCAGAGCUUAGUCACGACGGUCGGGGCUCCGGCAGCGGGUUCGCCUGGCUAUCGUUCCGGGGGUUGACCGUUUUCAGCUGCUACUGUAGACCCGGGGCCUCACUGCCGGAGUAUCAACUGUUCCUGGGUGAUCUUGAGGCGGCUAUCCGCGCAAGAGGGGACUCAUCGAUCGUCCUGGCCGGCGAUUUUAACGCCUGGAACGUGGAGUGGGGUUCAAGAACCAACAAUCUUAGGGGCACACCGCUGUCUGAUCUCGCCACAAGUCUGGGGCUGACCCUGGCCAACUCGGGCACCUCUCCUACCUUCGUGAGAGGGGGGGCCACGUCAAUAAUAGAUCUCACGUUCUAUCGAGGCGUGGACCUCAUAGGCUGGAAGGUACCCGGCCUGGAGACAUUGAGUGACCAUAAUUACGUCCAUUUCAACACGGCCGACCUGGCCCAGGCCCCGGUCCAUGCCGAUAUACCCGCUAACGUCUCCCCCGGCUGGUCUACCAAGAAGCUCGACCCAGACACUCUGUGUCGCCAUCUGAGCACCACGCAACUAGGAGCUAACGUCGGUGCCGCUUGUGCUGAGACAGCGCUGUCCUCGGCUGAAUCACUUGACUUGUUUGUGUUAGGCGCCUGCGAAGCUUCCAUGCCCAGGAAGAGAAAGGGCCCCCAGGGCCGGCGGCCGGUGUUCUGGUAG
Myzus persicae (green peach aphid) is the source of this 813-nucleotide messenger RNA. RefSeq lists its product as uncharacterized. The coding region runs from base 1 to 813 and encodes 270 amino acids. The transcript has a single exon. The record is from RefSeq and is a predicted model, not a curated record. Lineage: Eukaryota; Metazoa; Arthropoda; Insecta; Hemiptera; Aphididae. Gene Ontology annotation, molecular function: catalytic activity.